Orbicella faveolata is the source of this 1709-nucleotide messenger RNA. RefSeq names its product protein crossbronx homolog. The record is from RefSeq and is a predicted model, not a curated record. NCBI's taxonomy places the organism in Eukaryota, Metazoa, Cnidaria, Anthozoa, Scleractinia, Merulinidae. Gene Ontology annotation, biological process: DNA integration. Gene Ontology annotation, molecular function: nucleic acid binding.
GAGCCACCACUUCUGCCGAAAGCAAUGAUCAACAACAGGUUUCAAUAUGUUUAAUCUUUAUUCACUGAAAGUUUUUAGUGCAAUUUUUGGCCCCUACAAGCCAGUUUACUCCCUGUGAAAGCAAUGGUCUCGUGUAUAAGCCACACCCACGAUUUUUGGCCCGAAACUUAAGCAAACAGGUGUGGCUUAUACACAAGUCUUUACAGUAUACAUUUUGAAUAUAAAAACCGACGAAAUACCAGUUGAGCGUUUGCGCAAAAACAUGAUAUCUUCACACAUGAAAAUAACAUGUUAUCAUCCCAUGUGAAAAGAUCACCAUUGCUAUGGUUUUGUAAUAAAUGGCGACCUUUUGUAGCAAAAGUGAAAUGGUUUGCGAUUUCAUUGGUAUUGAUAUUAUAAUUAAAACACUACAUGGCCACUUGGAGGUAAGAAAUUUCUCUUCGACUGUUGAAAAAUUUCAUGAGUGAGCGCAGCGAACCACGUGAAACCAGGUGACCUGGAUGUAAAAAUGACGUAUUUUGAAGUGGGCCAAUUGCACUUUGACCCAAAUUAUUUUGAAUUUUACAAAAUUGUAUCAGUUAGCAAUUUCCGAGACCGUUCUCUGGAUCUUGUCUUUGACUGGGAGAGAUCUGGGUAAUGGAGACUAUUUUGGGGCUUGUCAAUACUCAUGGAAUCCCUGUGUAAUAUAACUCCUCUUCAGUGGGUCAUAUCGAGUCAUUACUAAAUAACCAAACUUAGGGUAUGGUAGAGGCUAUAUGUAAAUCAUAUGUUGUGAUUUCAAUUAGUCAAAAUGACCGACUUCACUCAACUGACAUGACGAUGUCUUUGUAGUGAUAUAAUUUCAAUGAUUUGUAUAAGCUACAUGACUGUAUUAAAUCUGCUGUUCGGCUUACCAGUUUUAAUUUUUUCUCUUUGAAGGUCUGUCAUCAUAUAGACCUCGUUAAUAUGAGCAAACUACCAGUUUUAGUCAAUGGCCAAACGUUUAAAUACAUUCUCACAGUGCAAGAUGUCUUUAGUCGCUUCUUGUGGCUACAUGCCCUUUCAAGUAAAGUUAGCAAAGAAGUUGCAUCAACUCUUGCAGACUUGUACAUGGAAGUUGGGCCACCUAAGGUGCUACAGGCAGACAACGGAGUGGAGUUCAAGAAAGCUGUAUGGAAACGUUGUGAAAAGCUUGCUGUGAAAAUAGUUAGAGGCUCACCUUACCAUCCUCAAUCUCAAGAUGACGAUGGAAAUGUGCUCCGUCAGAAGAAUCUUAGCGAAUGGGCUUUCAGAGAAGGGAAGAGAAUGAUGUUAGCUGGGGUAAGGUGAAGUUAAUUGUGUAAAAUACAGUGUAUGUAUUAAUACAGGGUGUCCAGCAGCAUUGUUGUUCUGAAAAAUUGGAAAACAAAAUAGGAGAAUCAAUACUACUGUGAUAAAUACAGCCUCCCAACACCCCAUCAGCUAUUCCAAUCCACUGCUUUAAUUCAUCAACAGUGAUACAAAUGUACAUGCAUGUAUGACAAUCUAAAAGUUUUUAUUCUUCUUAACUCUCAUUGUGAUAACAACAUCUGAUUAAUUAACAUAAGUUUACAUAAAGAGAAAAAGCUGAAGAGUAAGUUGGCAAUCAAUUGAAGGCUUUCCUGCAAAAAGGGCAUACAUACACUGUAGCAUUUUGGGCCGAUUUUUAUUUUUUGCAGGAUCGAGCUACUUUUUGGCAGACAGGCUUGUUU